AUGUCUCUCCUCCUCCGAAACGCGCGGUUUGUUACUGCUGCUGCCGCCAGACCCUUCUCGAGCACGAGCUUCGUGGCGCUGAAGGAGAGUGAUCGCCAUAUGCCAAACCAAGCGGAGCACAACGAGAAGCACAAGCAGGACCAGCUGCAGAAGCAGAAGGAGGGAAAGGGUCAAUGGAAGCCGGAGCUGGCUAGUGACUCUGAGGAAGCUCUCAAUGCCGAACGCCAUAGCGGCCACGGGUCCAUUGAGGAGUUGCAGAAGAAGAGUGCGGAGCAGGCUCAGAAGAAGAGCGGCUAG
This is a messenger RNA of Drepanopeziza brunnea f. sp. 'multigermtubi' MB_m1, 297 nucleotides long. Lineage: Eukaryota; Fungi; Ascomycota; Leotiomycetes; Helotiales; Drepanopezizaceae. The record is from RefSeq and is a predicted model, not a curated record.